This is a messenger RNA of Lepus europaeus (European hare), 3920 nucleotides long. Its product is annotated as angiotensin-converting enzyme. NCBI's taxonomy places the organism in Eukaryota, Metazoa, Chordata, Mammalia, Lagomorpha, Leporidae. Gene Ontology annotation, biological process: proteolysis. The coding region runs from base 1 to 3915 and encodes 1304 amino acids. The transcript is spliced from 25 exons. Gene Ontology annotation, molecular function: metallopeptidase activity; peptidyl-dipeptidase activity. Gene Ontology annotation, cellular component: plasma membrane. The record is from RefSeq and is a predicted model, not a curated record.
AUGGGGGCCGCGCCGGGCCGCCGGGGGCCGCCGCUGCUGCUGCUGCUCCUGCUGCUGCGGCCGCCGCCCGCCGCUCUGACGCUGGACCCUGGGCUGCUGCCCGGCGACUUUGCCGCCGACGAGGCCGGCGCGCGGCUCUUCGCGAGCAGCUACAACUCGAGCGCCGAGCAGGUGCUGUUCCGGAGCACCGCAGCCAGCUGGGCGCACGACACCAACAUCACCGCGGAGAACGCGCGGCGCCAGGAGGAAGAAGCCCUGCUCAGCCAAGAGUUUGCAGAGGCCUGGGGCCAGAAGGCCAAGGAGCUCUAUGACCCGCUGUGGCAGAACUUCACCGACCCGGAGCUGCGCAGGGUCAUCGGGGCUGUGCGCACCCUGGGCCCUGCCAACCUGCCCCUGGCCAAGCGGCAGCAGUACAACUCUCUGCUGAGCAACAUGAGCCAAAUCUACUCCACGGGCAAGGUCUGCUUCCCCAACAAGACUGCAAGCUGCUGGUCCCUGGACCCAGACCUCACCAACAUCCUGGCUUCCUCACGGAGCUACGCCAUGCUGCUGUUUGCCUGGGAGGGCUGGCACAAUGCUGUGGGCAUCCCGCUGAAGCCCCUCUACCAGGAAUUCACCGCGCUCAGCAACGAGGCCUACCGGCAGGACGGCUUCUCAGACACGGGGGCCUACUGGCGCUCCUGGUACGACUCGCCCACCUUCGAGGAGGACCUGGAGCGCAUCUACCAUCAGUUAGAGCCCCUCUACCUGAACCUGCACGCCUAUGUCCGGCGAGCGCUCCACCGCCGCUACGGGGACAGAUACAUCAACCUCAGGGGACCCAUACCCGCGCACCUGCUGGGGAACAUGUGGGCCCAGAGCUGGGAAAGCAUCUACGACAUGGUGGUGCCCUUUCCAGACAAGCCCAACCUAGAUGUCACCAGCACUAUGGUGGAGAAGGGCUGGAAUGCUACACACAUGUUCCGGGUGGCCGAGGAGUUCUUCACCUCCCUGGGGCUCCUGCCCAUGCCUCCUGAAUUCUGGGCCGAGUCGAUGCUGGAGAAGCCGGAGGAUGGGCGGGAGGUGGUGUGCCACGCCUCGGCCUGGGACUUCUACAACCGGAAGGACUUCAGGAUCAAGCAGUGCACGCGGGUGACGAUGGACCAGCUGUCCACGGUGCACCAUGAGAUGGGCCACGUGCAGUACUACCUCCAGUACAAAGACCAACCUGUCUCCCUGCGCCGAGGCGCCAACCCCGGCUUCCAUGAGGCCAUCGGUGACGUGCUGGCGCUCUCGGUCUCCACACCUGCACAUCUACACAAAAUCGGCCUGCUGGACCACGUCACCAACGACACAGAAAGUGACAUCAAUUACUUGCUGAAGAUGGCACUGGAAAAAAUCGCCUUCCUGCCCUUUGGCUAUUUGGUGGACCAGUGGCGCUGGGGGGUCUUCAGUGGGCGGACGCCCUCUUCCCGCUACAACUUUGACUGGUGGUAUCUUCGCACCAAGUAUCAGGGCAUCUGCCCUCCCAUCAUGCGAAACGAGACCCACUUUGAUGCCGGAGCUAAGUUCCAUAUCCCAAGUGUGACGCCGUACAUCAGGUACUUUGUGAGCUUUGUCCUGCAGUUCCAGUUCCAUCAAGCCCUGUGCACGGAGGCCGGCCACCAGGGUCCACUGCACCAGUGUGACAUCUACCAGUCCACCCGGGCAGGGGCCAAGCUCCGGGCACUGCUGCAGGCAGGCUGCUCCAGGCCCUGGCAGGAGGUGCUCAAGGACAUGGUCGGCUCCGACGCCCUGGACGCCCAGGCGCUGCUCGACUACUUCCAGCCAGUCACCCAGUGGCUACAGGAGCAGAACGAACGCAAUGGCGAGGUCCUGGGCUGGCCGGAGUAUCAGUGGCGCCCACCGCUGCCCAACAGCUACCCGGAAGGCAUCGACCUGGUGACCGAUGAGGCUGAGGCCAGCCGGUUCGUGGAGGAGUAUGACCGGUCAUUCCAGGCGGUAUGGAACGAGUACGCCGAGGCCAACUGGAACUAUAACACCAACAUCACCACAGAGGCCAGCAAGAUCCUGCUGCAGAAAAACAUGCAGAUAGCCAAACACACCCUCACGUACGGCAACUGGGCCAGGCGGUUUGACGUGAGCAACUUCCAGAACGCCACCAACAAGCGCAUCAUAAAGAAGGUUCAGGACCUGGAGCGGGCAGUGCUGCCCGUCAAGGAGCUGGAGGAGUACAACCAGAUCCUGCUGGACAUGGAGACUAUUUACAGCGUGGCCAACGUGUGCCGCGCGGACGGCUCUUGUCUCCAGCUGGAGCCUGAUCUGACCAAUCUGAUGGCCACGUCUCGGAAAUACGACGAACUGUUGUGGGCGUGGACAAGCUGGCGGGACAAGGUGGGGAGAGCCAUCCUCCCGUACUUUCCGAAAUAUGUGGAGUUCACCAACAAGGCUGCCCAGCUCAAUGGCUACGCUGAUGCAGGGGAUUCCUGGAGGUCCACGUACGAGACGCCGACCCUGGAGCAAGACCUGGAGCGGCUCUUCCAGGAGCUGCAGCCGCUCUACCUGAACCUGCACGCCUACGUGCGCCGCGCCCUGCACCGCCACUACGGAGCCCAGCACAUCAACCUGGAGGGCCCCAUUCCCGCACACCUGCUGGGGAACAUGUGGGCGCAGACCUGGUCCAACAUCUAUGACCUGGUGGCGCCUUUCCCUUCAGCCUCCACGAUGGAUGCCACAGAGGCCAUGAUCACGCAGGGCUGGACUCCCAGGAGAAUGUUUGAGGAAGCUGACAAGUUCUUCAUCUCCCUGGGGCUGCUGCCCGUGCCUCCUGAGUUCUGGAACAAAUCGAUGCUGGAGAAGCCCACCGACGGGCGGGAGGUGGUGUGCCACGCCUCGGCCUGGGACUUCUACAAUGGCAAGGAUUUCAGGAUCAAGCAGUGCACCACGGUGAACAUGGAGGACCUGGUGGUGGUCCACCACGAGAUGGGUCACAUCCAGUACUUCAUGCAGUACAAGGACUUGCCCGUGGCCUUGCGGGAGGGCGCCAACCCUGGCUUUCACGAGGCCAUCGGGGACGUGCUGGCCCUCUCGGUGUCCACGCCCAAGCACUUACACAGCAUCAACCUGCUGAGCAGCGAGGGUGGCGGCUACGAGCACGACAUCAACUUCCUCAUGAAGAUGGCACUCGACAAGAUCGCCUUUAUCCCCUUCAGCUACCUCGUGGACGAGUGGCGCUGGAGGGUAUUUGAUGGGAGCAUUACCAAGGAGAACUACAACCAGGAGUGGUGGAGCCUCAGGCUGAAGUACCAGGGCCUCUGUCCCCCAGCGUCCAGGUCUCAAGGUGACUUUGAUCCAGGGGCCAAGUUCCACAUCCCUUCAAGUGUGCCUUACAUCAGGUACUUUGUCAGCUUCAUCAUCCAGUUCCAGUUCCAUGAGGCACUGUGCGAGGCGGCCGGCCACAAGGGCCCCUUGCACACCUGUGACAUCUACCAGUCCAAGGAGGCAGGGAAGCGCCUGGCGGAUGCCAUGAAGCUGGGCUACAGUAAGCCGUGGCCAGAAGCCAUGAAGGUGAUUACGGGCCAGCCCAACAUGUCGGCCUCGGCCAUGAUGAACUACUUCAAGCCGCUGAUGGACUGGCUCCUCACCGAGAACGGGCGGCACGGGGAGAAGCUGGGCUGGCCGCAGUACACCUGGACGCCAAACUCCGCUCGCUCGGAAGGCUCCCUCCCAGACUCCGGCCGCGUCAACUUCCUGGGCAUGAACCUGGACGCGCAGCAGGCCCGCGUGGGCCAGUGGGUGCUGCUCUUCCUGGGCGUCGCCUUGCUCUUGGCCAGCUUGGGCCUCACCCAGCGGCUCUUCAGCAUCCGCUACCAGAGCCUCCGCCAGCCCCACCACGGGCCCCAGUUCGGCUCCGAGGUGGAGCUAAGACACUCCUGAGAUGU